Messenger RNA from Caretta caretta (loggerhead turtle), 2050 nucleotides. The record is from RefSeq and is a predicted model, not a curated record. Lineage: Eukaryota; Metazoa; Chordata; Testudines; Cheloniidae.
CCCAGCGCCUCCGUAAUUACAGAAAAUACAGAGAGCACAGAGAGCUCUUCCUGCAAGCAGCACCAGAGCGGGGGAAAUGUGCGUUAGCUAAGCCAUCUCGAUGGAGUUCGCUUUUCUCAGCUUCAGGAGAGAGAGGAAAAAACCGUCGGGAAGUUUUGCAGCUGGGAUCUCCCAGCUCGGCUCAGGAUCGCACCCCCAGCGCCUCUCCAGACUUGGCGAAGCACUCGCCCCUGGCGCUCUUGGCCGCCACCUGUAGCCGGAUCGGACAGCCGGGCGCCGCCCCUUCGGAUUUCCUGCAGGUCUCCUACGACCCAGCUCUGGGAUCCCCAUCCAGGAUCUUCCACCCGUGGAGUAGCGAGAUGCCAGCCCAUUCCCCCGGGGGGCUCCCCCCUCCGCAUCCCAGCCUGGGGCUCACCCCCCAGAAGAGCCACCUGCAGCCUUCCUUCGGGGGCGCUCACGAGCUGCCCCUCACCCCCCCGGCUGACCCCUCCUACGCCUAUGAGUUCUCCCCAGUCAAGAUGCUCCCUUCCUCCAUGGCCGCCUUACCCUCCAGCUGCCCCCCGGCCUACGUCCCCUACGCCGCCCAGGCCGCCCUGCCUCCCGGCUACUCCAACCUGCUGCCCCCGCCGCAGCCCUGCAGGCAGCUCUCCCCCAACCCGGCCCCCGAGGACAUCCCCUGGUGGAGCCUCCAGCAAGCGGGGGCGCCGGGCGGCUGCGGCCACCGCUUCCCUGGCGCCGCCCUGCCGAGGAGCCUGGUGCUGGGCCCCUCGGACCUGGCCCAGUACCAGACGCAGAUCGCCGCCCUGCUGCAGACCAAGCCACCCCUGGCGGCCACGGCCCGGCGCUGCCGCCGCUGCCGCUGCCCCAACUGCCAGGCGGCGGCGGGCAGCGCCCCGGAGGCGGAGCCGGGCCGGAAGAAGCAGCACAUCUGCCACAUCCCGGGCUGCGGCAAGGUCUACGGCAAGACCUCGCACCUGAAGGCGCAUCUGCGCUGGCACACGGGCGAGCGGCCCUUCGUCUGCAACUGGCUCUUCUGCGGCAAGAGCUUCACGCGCUCCGACGAGCUGCAGCGGCACCUGCGGACUCACACGGGCGAGAAGCGCUUCGCCUGCCCCGUCUGCAACAAGCGCUUCAUGCGCAGCGACCACCUGGCCAAGCACGUGAAGACCCACCAGAACAAGAAGCUCAAAGCCGCGGGCGACGGCGUGAAGCGGGAGGACACGCGGGGCCUGUGACCCGGGCCCGCCGCCCGGCCGGAGAAAUUCGGGACCCACCGCCCCGCCUGAGGGGCCCCCGCAGCCGGAGCCCUGGCCCGGGGGGACCUGCAGCCCUGGGAGGGGCAGGAGCUGCGCCUGCGUCCGCGGCCCUGGAGCCCUGGCCGGGGAGAGCUCUGGGCUUUGCCGCCUUCUCCCGGGAGGCGCUCUAGCCCUGCGAGGGCGAUCGAGGACCCGUGCCCGGCCCAGGAGGGCCUAAGGUCUUCGGCCCCGGCGCUCUGGGAACUGGAGCCCUGCCCUGGAGAUUUACAGGCCCCCCCGGCGGCACUGCCCUAUACCGCCCCGUUGUCCUGAAGAAGCCCUUGGACAAGUCCCCUUCUCUGGCCCCAGGGCAAAGAUGCGGGAAAUACGUGACUCCUUUACGCCUUGCUACUGGCAUCAGGAUCUUUGUCGCUGCUGCUCAAUGGGGUGAAGUGCCAGCUGUUUCCAGCCCACUGUCCCGCUCCCGUCCAGGGAGAGCUCUGGACGCAGGCUGGGCCAUAGGAUCACUCCCCCAGUUUGGAAACGGAGUUACUUACAAGGGGCUGCUCCAAGACAGUAAAUAGGAGCAGCAGCGUUAGUCUGGGGACCUGGCUCUUGCGUCCUCAUUUCUUUCAGGGGAAGAGACUGAACUUUUGUGUACAGGUUAUUUAAUAGCUUUGUUUGAAUAAAAGUGUUUUUCUUGUCCUUGGCUCCACGCGGGGCUCCAGCAUGAGAUGUUUCUGUAAAGCGACCUGCAACUGCAGCGUGAAAAUAAAUACAUUAACACUGGGGUCACAUUAGGAAGAUCCCACUGA